AGUUGAGGCAGAAGUGUCGGUGUGCCGCGAGCGCGGCGGAGCCCCAUAUGUUGAGGAUUUUCUUCUUUAUUUAUUUUUUAUUUUUUUCUUCCCCCCUGUUCGAAAGUUUGGGGAAAAAAAAAAAAAGAGAGACUUUGAAGUAUUUUGUUUAUACUAACAGAAGAGAAAAGUUCUCCUAAGAAAAAGCUGGUGGCAGGAGUGUAGAGGAGUAGCAUAUGGCAUUAAAAGGAGCACAGCUGGAGGUAGCAUUUCCAUCUGAACAUGAUGUCAGAGCAGCUGACAGCCUGCCAUCCCUCAGCCUUUUAUUCUAACACACAGACAGGGAGUUAGUGUGUGCAGAUCUGUGUGUGGAGAAGGUAUCUCAUUCCUCUCUAACAUCAUCUCCACUUUGCAUCUGUCUCUCCCAGUCUGCUUUUUUUCCACCGAUCUAACAGACCUGGAGCCAGCGAGACUCAGAGGAAAGGACUUAAUCAGGUUUAUGUGUACUAAAGGUUAUGAAGACAGCAUGGAGUUUCCUGACCACAGUAGACAUUUGCUACAGUGUCUGAGCGAGCAGAGACAUCAGGGUUUUCUUUGUGAUUGCACUGUUCUGGUAGGAGAUGCCCAGUUCCGAGCGCACAGAGCUGUACUGGCUUCAUGCAGCAUGUAUUUCCACCUCUUUUACAAGGACCAGCUGGACAAAAGAGACAUUGUUCAUCUGAACAGCGACAUUGUUACAGCCCCAGCUUUCGCUCUCCUGCUUGAAUUCAUGUACGAAGGAAAACUCCAGUUCAAAGACUUGCCCAUUGAAGACGUGCUAGCAGCUGCCAGUUAUCUCCACAUGUAUGACAUUGUCAAAGUCUGCAAAAAGAAGCUGAAAGAGAAAGCAACCACGGAGGCAGACAGUACAAAAAAAGAGGAAGACGCCUCAAGUUGUUCAGACAAAGUGGAAAGCCUCUCCGACGGCAGCAGCCACAUGCCAGGAGACUUGCCCAGUGAUGAAGACGAAGGAGAAGAUGAAAAAUUGAACAUCCUGCCUAGCAAAAGAGACUUGGCGGCCGAGCCUGGGAACAUGUGGAUGAGAUUGCCCUCAGACUCAGCAGGCAUUCCCCAGACUGGCGGAGAGGCAGAGACACACGCAACAGCAGCUGGAAAAACAGUAGCCAGCCCCUGCAGUUCAACAGAGUCUUUGUCCCAGAGGUCUGUCACCUCCGUGAGGGAUUCAGCAGAUGUUGACUGCGUGCUGGACCUGUCUGUCAAGUCCAGCCUUUCAGGAGUUGAAAAUUUGAACAGUUCUUAUUUCUCUUCGCAGGACAUGCUUAGAAGCAGCCUGGUUCAGGUGAAGGUGGAGAAAGAGGCUUCCUGUGAUGAGAGUGAUGUUGGCACUAAUGACUAUGAUAUGGAACAUAGCACUGUGAAAGAAAGUGUGAGCACUAAUAACAGGGUACCGUACGAGCCGGCCCAUCUGGCUCCGAUGAGGGAAGAUUCAGUCUUGAGGGAGCUAGAUAGAGAGGACAAGGCAAGUGAUGACGAAAUGAUAACUCCAGAGAACGAGCGAGUCCAGGUGGAAGGAAACAUGGACAGCAGCUUGCUCCCUUACGUGUCAAACAUACUUAGCCCCGCUGGCCAAAUUUUUAUGUGUCCUCUGUGCAACAAAGUCUUUCCUAGUCCCCACAUUCUGCAGAUCCAUUUAAGCACGCACUUUCGAGAGCAGGACGGGAUCCGCAGCAAGCCUGCUACCGAUGUCAAUGUCCCCACCUGCUCACUGUGUGGUAAGACUUUUUCUUGCAUGUACACCUUGAAACGUCAUGAGAGGACUCAUUCAGGUGAAAAGCCCUACACUUGCACCCAGUGUGGGAAGAGCUUCCAGUACUCCCACAACCUGAGCCGCCACGCAGUGGUUCACACGCGGGAGAAGCCACACGCUUGUAAGUGGUGUGAGCGCAGGUUCACGCAGUCCGGAGACCUUUACAGACACAUUCGGAAGUUUCACUGUGAGUUAGUGAACUCAUUGUCUGUCAAAAGCGAAGCACUGAGCUUACCUACUGUCAGAGACUGGACCUUAGAAGAUAGCUCACAAGAACUUUGGAAAUAAAAUUUUUAUAUAUAUAAAUAAUAUAUAUAUAAAUCUAUAUAGUUGUGGUACAGUCUAAAAGCAAUCUUGUUUCCUUGAACUGAAAGUUUGGCUAUUAGCUUGUUUUUGCACUUUAAGGCAGCAUGAAUAUUUCACUAAUUUAGCACUCUGAUAAAACGGAACUUUAGAGGUAACGUGGUGAAGUAAUAAGCAUCGGAGCGUAUUUUUUUCCCCCCUUUUUUGGACUAGAAGCCAGCAGAUACUUUAAUUUUAAAGAAUCUCCAAUUUGAAAAUGUUGACAUGGCUUUGUUCUCCCCAAAACGCUGCGUUAUUUUGAGCUCUAGAUAAUUUUCCUUUCAAAAUCUGAAUGUAGAAAUCCUAUCCCCAAUUGUAUCAGAUCCUUUACAUUUAUUUUUUUUCAUUAUUUUCUAAUUGCAUGAGUCCUUUCUAGCUGUUGGAAACCUGAAUGCUUUUAGACCCAAAUGGAAAAUUUCUGAAAUGCUGGAUUAUCUAUUUUUAAACAAGCGGUUGACUUAAAACUUAUUAUGGCAACUUCUGGAUUUCUGACAGUUCCCACUGGAAAAAAUAAAAAUAAAAUAAAAACACAAAAAAAAAAACAACAAAAAAAUCAACAAAACAAACAAAAAAAAACCAACAAAAAAAAAAAAAGCAAAAAAAAAACAACCAACCAACAACAAAAACCACAAAACAAAAACCCUGAGAGUACACUGGGAUCACUGGGACUCUGUCUUAUGUGAAGGUUUGCUUGGGAUGAAAAAGGAUAUUGCAGCUUCAGCAGUGAUGAACUGUGUGUUUAAAAAAUGUGAAUUACUGUUAUUGUAUACUGUAAUUGAUUACAUGGGCCGGGGGGAGGUAUCAAAGAACUUGGCAGGUUGUGUUGAUGCUCUUAGUUGAGUCUUGAAAAGUAAAUAUUAACGCUACAGAAAUGCAUGAGUUUCAGUAUAUUUUUGUCUUUGUUUGCAUUGUAUAACUUUAAUGAGUGAGUUUAAAAUUAUUUAAUUUCCUUAGGAAAAAGCACCGUUGAAAACGCCGGUGUUAUGAAGAACGUAAAUGCAC
Coturnix japonica (Japanese quail) is the source of this 3130-nucleotide messenger RNA. RefSeq names its product zinc finger and BTB domain containing 18 (gene ZBTB18). NCBI's taxonomy places the organism in Eukaryota, Metazoa, Chordata, Aves, Galliformes, Phasianidae. Gene Ontology annotation, cellular component: nucleus. Gene Ontology annotation, biological process: regulation of transcription by RNA polymerase II. The record is from RefSeq and is a predicted model, not a curated record. Gene Ontology annotation, molecular function: protein binding; DNA-binding transcription factor activity, RNA polymerase II-specific.